Molecule: messenger RNA, 5863 nt
Organism: Brienomyrus brachyistius
Lineage: Eukaryota; Metazoa; Chordata; Actinopteri; Osteoglossiformes; Mormyridae
Gene: kremen1
Product: kringle containing transmembrane protein 1
Exons: 11
Coding region: 1786-3231 (481 amino acids)
Biological process (GO): multicellular organism development
Cellular component (GO): plasma membrane
Source: RefSeq, a predicted model, not a curated record
UGGGGGGGGGGAUUGCGAUGUGUACAGACACGCUAAGCGAUGGGCACCCAUGUGCAAUUGACACGCUCAUAAUGGCGUAUGUGUCUCCAUGGCCUGAAUGCAUCACGGAUUGAGGGGCACAGUUCAAUUGGCUCGUGUUCUUCAUCCUUUCCCCUCUCUCACCCAAUCGAAAUGACCUAAUCAAUAUGACCCAAUCGAGACAGAGAAGCCAGUGAUGAUUAUGACCUGUGACUCAUAGGUGUUUUUCUGAGGGUGUUAUUCACUGGUCAGAUAAAAACGUUAUUACAAUACUUUAAGUUAAAAAAAAUUCAUCCAUCCAUCCAUUUUCCAAAUCGCUAAUCCUACUGGGUCGCGGGGGGUCCGGAGCGUAUCCCGGAAGCAAGGGGCAUGAGGAAGGGAACAACCCAGCAUGGGGGGCCAGCCCAUCACAGGGCACACUCACACACCAUUCUCUAUUAGUCAUGUCAGUGUGUAAUAAUAAUUUAUUGUAAAUGUAUUCACAUGGUGCUGACCACCAGUGGUCACGUUAAAUUUACUGAGGGGGGUACCCUUUCCCCUCACCAGUGGAGUAGCUGAUCUGGAUGACUAGUUGGGCUCUGUGACACUGCACCCCAUGGGGGAGAAGCCCCGAGCCACCUAUACUCACCCUUCACCUCUCGACAUUGACCUUCAAAUGAGAUACGCUCGUAAAUGAAAGAAGUCUUUUCAAAGCCUGUCUGACAAAAGUCUUCCUCUUAUUCAGUACCUGGUACAGUCGUGCUGAGAGCCACAUCUAGUAAUGUUUUGUGGCUGUUAACGACCACUAAGCACUAAAUGUCAAGUGUUAGCUAAGUGCUAAAAUGUCAAGCGUAGCGUCAUCGCGCGUGGAUGCAUGUGUAAGCACAGACUAACAGUCAGUGCAGGCAGUGGAUGGAGUAGAAGGUGUGAAAGUGUACAGACGUUUGCCUCAGUCGUCAUUUUCCCAUGUAGUGGUCGUUAAUAAAGCACUAGCUAACAGUGCUGCCUUGUACUUUCGCUUUUUUCCCUUUUAAUCUCUUCUGGCCUGCCUGCCUGCCCUUGCCUGACUGCUUUGUAUGAAUAUGCCAAACCUGGUGAUGAAGUCUCCCUUCCAGAACACUUGAUGUUUCGUUUUGCGAGCGACAAGCAAUGCAAUUCAUGCGAAUCAACGCAGUGCAGCUGCAUUAGCCACCAUUAUUAAUUAGGUAGAUACCGUUUGUCGUGCUCAGUGUUUCUUGUUUGCAGUCGAUUCGUUUGCGAGUAAAUCAUUGUAAAGGUCGUGUGUUAAACACAUAAUUUUGUAAUUCUCUGGCCGUCAGGUCACGCAGUGGAAUUAAUCGAUGCCAGUGUGGAGAAAGGACACGUUUUAUGGAGAGAAUAAGUGUGUCGGGCUGUUCUCAAGUAACCUGGCAACAGCUUUAAAUACGGAGCCUCUUCCAGUUAACACCACACAGUCCAACAGAUGCUCACUGGGGCUGAGACGCGGGUGAUUUUGCCAAGACCAUAACGCAUAAUGCCACAUUAUUUCUGAUGAGGUCUGCAUUACUGCUGAUAGCCUGUCUGAUGGAAAAGACUGGGCUCCCUCAAACCUGAAUCAUCACAGGACUACCAAAACGUUUCCCAGGGGUGUGGGAAUCCAUCGCCAAGCAUGAAGACGCUGAGAACAUGUUGGGCUGGGCCCGCAGUGCUAUCGACUCCCAAACAAGUCCUGUAAUCACCCCAACUCCAGAUCCAUGAACCCGGCCUCACACCCGUCAGCGAGGGGCCCAGCGCAAUUAACAUUCCUACAUGGCAAUAAAGCCAAGCAAAAAGGGAAGCAGGAGGGAAACAGAGUGCUACACCGCUAACGGUAAGGACUAUCGGGGCCAGCAGAAUCAGACCUUCCUGCAGGGCGGGAAGCCAUGUCUCUACUGGAACGAGACGCUGCAGCACCCCUACAACACCAUCGAGUACCCCAACGGCGAGGGCGGCUUGGGGAAGCACAACUACUGCAGGAACCCAGAUGGUGACGUCAGACCCUGGUGCUACAUUGCAGACCACGAGGACGGAAUCUACUGGAAGUACUGCGAUAUCCCCACCUGCCGCAAGGAAGAUGCAGGUGUGAAGCAGAGCCAAGACAACACGGGCCAUCACACCUGCGCCCCGAGCCAGCUAGCGGUCGAUCGCGAGACGGGAGCAGUUGACGUGCCCGGAAGCCUUGGCUGCUUUAAAGACAGUGGGGAGCCCCCGACACUGACGGGGACCAGCGAGACAUCCAACAAGAUCACCAUCCAGAACUGCAUCAGCUUCUGCCGGAAGCAGAAGUACAAGCUUGCAGGGAUGGAAUCGGGGUAUGCCUGUUUCUGCGGCAAUGACCUAGACUACCAUCAGCACGGGGAGGCGGCCGGCUCCGAGUGCAACCACGAGUGCUUCGGGGACCACACCCAGCCCUGCGGGGGCGACGGCCGUGUCAUCGUCUUCGACACACGUGUGGGGGCCUGUGGGGGUAACUACACCUCCCCCUCGGCCGUGGUGUAUUCCCCAGACUUCCCGGACAACUACAACGCCAACCACGUCUGCUACUGGACCAUACAGGUGCCGGGCGCCUCGGCCAUCCUGUUCAACUUCACCUUCUUCGAAAUCAUUGACCAAACUGACAUGGUGGAGCUGCUGGACGGGCACACGAAUCAUGUGGUGGUUCGCUUUGAUGGGCGAAACCCGCCACGCUCCGCGAUCAACAUCACCGCUGACUUUGUCAUCCUCUACUUUUACUCGGACAGAACCAAUCAAGCCCAAGGUUUUGCUGUCCUGUACCAAGCACUGAUGGCCCCAGAGCCCAGGCCUAAUGAGGAAGACAAGGACGUGGAGGAGACGGCGAGCCUGCCAGCCAGCACAGCCGAGCCCUCGCUGGAGAGUGUCACAGGGAAGACCAAUGACAGCACUGCUGGCCAGUCUUCCCAGAUUCUGUAUGUGAUAACAUCUAGCCCAACCAUGCCUGACCACAACAUGCCAGUGUGGACUAUCUACGCACUGGCUGCCCUUCUGACUCUGACGGUCAUAGCCAUGAUUGCAAAAUUACUCCUUCACAUCACUGUCAAAUCUCCAACCAUACCUUCCAUCAGCAGCUCUGAGGCCUGCAACCAGAACACUGGGUCAGAGCCCUGGAUCAUCUUCUAUCGGCCAUCCACCAUAUCCUUUUUCAAGAAGAAGCUGAAGAAUCACCACGGUGACCUCAGUCCCCUGGUGGGGAACUAGGGAAGGGGCAAACCGACCUGCAUUCUAUUCCCCAACCCGAGCUUCUGUGGGUCUCUGGACCAAGUCUUUUGUGAGCUGCUGUGGAGGACACGUAAAAAAUAAAUAACCACACAAGGUGACUAAAGACAGAAACCGACCAGCUGGAAGGGGCUGAGGUGACCAGACUUGGCCGAGCGAAGAGGUCAGAGAAGACAGCACAUGACCUCCAGGACUGCUGGACCUUGGCGCCAUCACACUGGACCCCAGCCAGUAAUCAGUUGCUAGCUAAGCACAGGUAGUCAUGGCAAGGACAUGGUUUCCCCCCCUGCCAGACAAAUCCCACCCUCAUCCAGAAAUGCUGAACUUUCAGGGCUUCAUCCAUACAAUAGAGGUGGUUCUGGUCGUGGUUUGUUUUAAAGGCUCUUCUUCAAAUGCCCUGGUUGGACAGCUGGCAAUUGACAGGAGGGAAAAAAAAGCAAUAUCGUGCAUGGUGGAACCACUUCAGUGGGAAGGUCGUAAAGGGGGGACCGCCAUGAUGGGAAGGUCACAAAGGGGAACCAAUAUGAUGGAAAGGUCACAAAGGAGAACCAACAUGAUGGAAAGGUCACAAAGGGGGACUGCCAUGAUGGGAAGGUCACAAAGGGGGACUGCCAUGAUGGGAAGGUCACAAAGGGGGACUGCCAUGAUGGGAAGGUCACAAAGGUGAACUGCCAUGAUGGGAAUGUCAGUCUUCUCCAUGUAGGUUAGCUCUAAUUACAUAUCCUGCGUGCUCUAUUCCCUGGAUGAUAUUUCUGUUUGGUUUGGGGUUCCUGUGGAAGGGCCAAGACAAACUUUCACCCAGACUGGGGGGAAAAACCAAAAAAAAGAGACAUUUGCGGGUAAAAGGUAUGGGUCCAUUGGGGCAGUUACCUCAUUUAGGUGAUUCUGAAGUCUGUUCAGACUUCCUUGGGACAGUUUGUUUCCUCCACCUCAGGUGGACUGGGUUUCAAGUGCCUUACAAACUGAGCUACCAGUCUGGAAAUUUCUUUAUUGGGAAUUAUUGUCAUUGAUGCCCUUAAUUUAUUUAAAUUUUUAUCUGUGUGACAGUGAUAAUGCUUUGCAAAAGCAUGUAAAUAUCAGAAGAGACCAACAUUAUUGACACUCAAAGCACCAUUUAUCCUUGCUCUUACGCCAGACAGACUUAGGUAUGUAAUAUACUGAAAUGUUCCUUUUUUAUAUAGAUCCAGUGUUGAUACGUGUGACAGUAUGCAAAUUAGCUUCCUGGACUCAUAAAUUGGGCAAUGGUGCUGGCCUAUUAUCUGGGUACCUGAUCUGGUCACCUAACGUUUAGGAGGUUCUGUAAGGAGAUAUCAGUUGUGCCCUUUUAGGCAAAAUUACUUCAGCAAAUAUUUGGCCAUAUAAAUAAAUAAGCACAUCUACCAAGCAAACAUGGUUAUUUAUUUAAUGAUAAUGCAAUAAGACUAUUAUGCACCAGGCUCUGGUGCUUGAAAACACAUGCAUUCCAAAAUGGGUUACCAGUCUGAGAUUUACUGCUCACAUCCUUAACAGACUAUAGGAGCAUACUGUGCAGAAAUAACUAGUCGUACCUCUAAACGUUGCAGCCCAUUCUGUCUAACGACAACCUGAUUUUCCUGAUUUCACGGAACACUAAACACACACCUCCCUUAAUUGUUCCUGAAUUUCAGGGCCGAGCUUAGAAACCUUCACGCUAAAAGCGUUAAAGUUAAAAAACCAUGCAGAUAAGAGGCGUUUGUUAAACAGUGCAGAUCGCGAUAGUUUUUUUUUUUUUUUUUUAAAUAUGUUUGUAAGUAUGGGUAUUUAACACACUGUUCACCAUGGUCCGUGGCGUCGUCAUGCAUCCAUAAUGCAUUCAUGCAUACUCAAUGCAUCCAUGAAUUCCAUCGGAAAUGUCUGAAGCCCUAAUUUAUUGCUCAGUGUGGGAGGUGACCGCUUCAGGAUGCAGUAAAACAAACCGGUCUCACGUAUCGGGUGAAAGCAUUUGUACCGAGUGUCUUCGCCUGUAAUAAAGGCUUUAGUCGGCCGGCUACUCAAAGACCAAAAUAUAGACGCACUUAAUUUGACCUCACAAAAUCUGAUUGCUGUACAAUUUGCGUACUGAUAGGAUCGGUAAAUCCUGCAUGGGCUGGAGAUAAUACUGCGGAAAAAUUGCCCGAGCUCUUAGCUUUCAUAGCAAAAUACAAUAUAUUCCUGGUUCGUUACUUUUAAUCCAGAUGAUUUCUUUCUAUCUACGAGUCUGUGUGAUUGAGAUACUGUUUUAUUAUCAGAGUUGUAAUUACGUCAGAUAUUUCAAGACUGAAAAUAUUGUGAUUCUAGACAAAAGUAGAAUGACUAUUUUGGAUUUUCAAGCAUGACAGAUGGAAAGCCGCUCAUUCAUAUAAAAUAUUCAUUUUUAAAAUGAGAUUUUAAAAGGUUUCAAAUUCAGGAAAAAAAGAUCAAGGUAUAGAUUAAGGGGAAAAUAUAUAGUAAAAUAUUGUUUUCGUAAAAUUGUAUAUAAAAUAGAUUUUUUUUAAUUUAUGCAGUAAAUUAUUAUUUUGGAUGUGAAUGGGAUAUAAUCUAUCUUUUAUAUAAGUGAAGUACAUUUGUAGUUUUAUUUAAAGUGCUCUAAAUGUAAAAUAAACACGCAUGUUUCUUA